CUGAUUUGUAAGAUUAUUGCAGGAGAUGCACAAACCACCUCUGUAUCACCAACCUCAACACAUAGUCCGGAUCAUCCAAACCAGAAUCGGAAAAGCUUUGGGACAGCUCAAAGCAACAAUGAACGAGUACUGAAGUGUACAAUUUGUCAUGAAAGACUGGAAGAUACACACUUUGUCCAGUGUCCGUCUGUCUCAUCACAUAAAUUUUGCUUCCCAUGCUCUCGUGAAAGUAUCAAAAGACAAGGAACACAGGAACCCUAUUGUCCAUCAGGUGAAAAAUGUCCUCUUGUCGGCUCGCAAACGCCAUGGGCUUUUAUGAUCAAUGAAAUUGCAACAAUACUUGGUGAUGAGUAUGAACAGUAUAGACGAGAACGUGAAGCAAAUGGUACCGGAGCAACAACAUUAGUACAAAAUCCAAGUGCACAGACUACCACAUCUCAGAGUGGUUCAACACAGCAAAAUUCUCCUGCUUCGACUACAACAAGUGUAGCUUCAACUACAAAUCAAGGUGGUCCAUCUUCAGCUUCAACGCAGCAUGUCGGCUAA
Messenger RNA from Enterobius vermicularis (human pinworm), 546 nucleotides. The record is from the annotation of a GenBank genome assembly. NCBI's taxonomy places the organism in Eukaryota, Metazoa, Nematoda, Chromadorea, Rhabditida, Oxyuridae.